UGCCAUUGCGAGAAAAGAAAUGAAAGAAUCGAAAAAAAGGCAACGGCAACGGCAACGGCGAACGAAACCCAAGUACACCGCACUUACACCCCGCAGAAGUAGAAGUUCCCAUGCGCCCGCGCGCUGAUAACGCCAGUCUGAGAAUCUGAGGAAAACGAAAAAGAAACCGAAUCGGAAUCCGAAUCCGAAAACUGAGUAGCUCGGGGAAUAAAUAUAUAGCGGGCGUCGUCGUAGCUCAGAACAAAUUACACCCAGCUCUCGCAGCGUGAACGUCGUCGAGUUUCAGUUUCCGCCUUGAAAAAAAAAAACAACAUAACAUAAAUUUCUCACUCUCGCCUCUUUAAAUGUGCGUCUGCUGAGUGUCGAGAACACCCGGUUUAAAAUUAAAGAUUGGAAAAUUCAAUAGUCAAUAGUCAAUAAGUCGGCGAAAUGGAGGACAAGCGGGCAAAUGGCGAUUCCAGCGCCUGCAACGGCCAUUCCAAGCAGAAGGAUGUUCGCGUUUGGUGCGACGGCUGCUAUGAUAUGGUGCACUUUGGGCAUGCCAACUCCCUGCGACAAGCCAAAGCUCUUGGCGACAAGGUAAUUGUGGGCAUACACACCGACGAGGAGAUCACCAAGCACAAGGGACCACCUGUCUUCACCGAGGAGGAGCGCGUCAAGAUGGUCAAGGGCAUCAAAUGGGUGGACGAGGUGGUGCUCGGUGCUCCGUAUGUCACCACACUGGAGGUGCUUGACCAGAACAACUGUGAUUUCUGUGUGCAUGGAGAUGAUAUUACAAUGACAGCGGAAGGAGUAGACACAUAUCAUUUGGUCAAGUCGGCCAAUCGCUAUAAGGAAGUCAGACGCACUGCUGGCGUUUCGACCACCGACCUUGUGGGUCGCAUGUUGCUCCUGACACGCAACCACUUCCGCCAAGGAUCCGCCGAAUACGACAUCGAGAAAGAAGUGAACAUUUUAAAACGACAAAUAAAAUCCCAUCCAGGUUCUUCGAACAUGGGUCAAGAUUCAGCGGCCAAAAGUCCAUGGACCGGCUGCAGUCAGUUCUUGCCCACCACCCAAAAGAUCAUACAAUUCAGCGAUGGAAAGUCACCAAAUCCUGGCGAUAAAAUUGUUUAUGUGGCUGGUGCCUUCGAUCUGUUCCAUGUGGGCCACCUGGACUUCCUGGAGAAGGCGAGCAAACUGGGCGACUACCUGAUUGUUGGCCUGCACACAGAUCCCGUGGUGAACUCCUACAAGGGCAGCAACUAUCCAAUUAUGAAUCUGCACGAGCGUGUGCUCAGCGUUUUGGCCUGCAAGUUUGUCAAUGAGGUUGUGAUUGGGGCUCCCUACUGCGUCACCGAGGAGCUGCUGGAACACUUCAAAAUCGAUGUCGUCUGCCACGGCAGCACACCCAUUGCGCUGGAGAACGGCAAGAGCGAUCCGUAUGCCGUGCCCAAGACGCGAGCCAUCUUCGAGAUGAUCGACUCCGGCAACGAGAUGACUACCGAGCGCAUUGUGGAGCGCAUUAUCUCGCAUCGACUGGAGUACGAGCGUCGCAACCAGGCCAAAGAAAAGAAGGAAAUCGAGGCCUUCGAGGCUCUCCAACGCCAAAAACAGACCCAGAAGGCGGGCUAGCCGGAACCCGAUUCCGUCUGCUGCUCACACUGAGACGGAUGUUUUUAUAUGUUUUAGUUGCAUUCUUUUAGUUCGUUUUCGUUUAGUUACCGGCUUUUGUUUGUUAUGUUGCGUUCAAAGCGAUGCGACGCUGUCAGAUGACGUACAGCCGCUAAAUUUUAGAAUGGCUCGGACCCAGCGUGCCGCUCGCUCGUUUUCUAGUACAAUUUUUGAAUAGCUGCGGGUCGCACAGGCGGCUCUUGGCAAGCCUUAAUGAUAUAAAGUUAUAUACAUAUAUAUAUUUGUAAUACCUUAAUAUAGCGUAUUUAAAAUCUAAAUUCUAUGUAUCUAAGCUCAAAAUUUGUAAAUUCUACUUUGUAUAUGUUGUAAGUGUUGAGAAACAAACUCACCCCAAGUCAUGAUUGAAAUGAGAACUUUACAAAAUUGUACGACAUAUAUGUAAGGCGAGAAUAACAAAGAUAAACUGUGACAUGUUAUCCAAAACGGUUGGCAAAAAUUGAAAUGUAUAUAUACACGCACGGCAAUGUAACGCAAGAAGAAUGUCCGGAUCAGGAAUUUAACUGCUUUUAUCCAAUGUAAUCUCCGAUACUUUGUCCUUAUUUAUUAAUACAUAUAUUCUUAGUGCAAGUUCAAGUUUUAUGUUUCAAUGUUUAAUCUUAGACUUAAAUACAUGGCCAAAAAUACUGCAAGCUCCAAA
Drosophila gunungcola (fruit fly) is the source of this 2311-nucleotide messenger RNA. It is a transcript of the gene Pect, whose product is annotated as ethanolamine-phosphate cytidylyltransferase. Lineage: Eukaryota; Metazoa; Arthropoda; Insecta; Diptera; Drosophilidae. Bases 430 to 1614 code for a protein of 394 amino acids. The transcript has 7 exons. Gene Ontology annotation, biological process: phosphatidylethanolamine biosynthetic process. Gene Ontology annotation, molecular function: ethanolamine-phosphate cytidylyltransferase activity. The record is from RefSeq and is a predicted model, not a curated record. Gene Ontology annotation, cellular component: cytoplasm.